Messenger RNA from Vollenhovia emeryi, 2906 nucleotides. RefSeq lists its product as uncharacterized. Lineage: Eukaryota; Metazoa; Arthropoda; Insecta; Hymenoptera; Formicidae. The record is from RefSeq and is a predicted model, not a curated record. Bases 1 to 2877 code for a protein of 958 amino acids. The transcript has 5 exons.
AUGGCGAAUAACAGAACUCUGAUCAUUGACGACCUCAAAGUUUGUCACGUAAAUUGCCAGUCUCUAGUUGCGCACCUGGACGAGUUCAGGACUUUCUUCAUGUACUCUGGAUAUCACAUAAUUUGUCUGUCCGAGACCUGGUUGCGCCCCGAGGUCACGGAUGAUUUUGUGAAUUUCGAUGGCUUCCAGCUCUACAGAUGGGACCGCGUGGGCCUGGUCUACCGACCACCUCACUGUGGCGAUCUACAGGAAUUCUGUGAUGCCUUCCGGGAUCUUAGCGUUCUUUACUCGCACUCUGUCAUCUUCGGCGACUUCAACGCUGACCUCUCUACGGCCUCCUUCGAUGCCGGGCGGGUCCUGGACUUCGUGGACUGCGCCAGUUUUUACUUGAUACCGUAUACCAGCACCCACCAUACCAGGUCAUCCUCCACGUGGUUGGACCUUUGCAUUGUCGACGACUCUGAGAAGGUCGUCAGCUACGGACAGCACGAUGUCAGCUUCCUCUCCUCGCAUGAUCUUAUACACAUCACCUACAAAAUCAAGGUCGAUCGAACUCAGGCUAAGGACAUCUGGGCAAGAGAUUUGCGGACCUUUGACUUCGGGGAGUUCACCAGGGACCUACUGGCGAAGAACUGGACCAGGUUCUAUGAGGUCGAUAGCGUCGAUCAUAAGGUCGAACUCUUCAACUCCUUCCUCUUGGAGAGCUUCGACUUGCACGCACCUGAGCGCCUCAUCAGGCCCCGCAAGCUUCCGGCACCCUGGCUCAGCGAGGAGAUCAAACGCAGGAUGCGCGAGAGGGACAGAGUCAGAGGACAGUGGAGAAAACACAAAUGCGACCGACUACACCGCUUGUUCAAGGAUCUCAGGAAUGAGGUCCAGAUCCUCGUUAGGAAUGCUAAGAAGAGCUACUUCACCAACUUCUUCAGCAAUUGUAGCGACCCUGGCACUGCAUGGAACGAGCUGAGACACCUGGGUAUCAUCAAAUCUAAGAACUCAGGAAGACCACUACCAUGCUCAACUGAGGAGCUUAAUCUAUAUUUCUCCUCCACUGGCGACCGAGGGGAGGCUCUUGACUCUGUGUUGCCCUGUAUUGGUGGCGUGGGCCUGGACGAAAACAAGUUCUUCUGGAGCGGCGUGACACCUGAGGAGGUUGUUUCCGCACUCUCUGGCGCGAGCUCUCGGGUUAGGGGCAUCGACAGACUUCCUAGCCGACUACUGCGUAUCGCUCUUCCCUGUCUUCUGCCUGAAAUGCUACACAUCUUCGAGUCCUUUUUCACGCUCAACACCUUUCCGACUUUGUGGAAACGUGCGCUGGUUGUGCCUCUGCCCAAGGUUCGGGUGCCUGAGGCUCCUCAACAUUACAGGCCUAUUUCCAUUUUAUGCAGCAUCUCUAAGUCGGCCUACAAGCGUGGUUUCUCCACUCAGACCGCGCUGAUCAGGGUGCUGGACGACGUGAGAUCUGCCGCUGACAAAAGGAUGGUCACAGUAUCCGUCUUCUUCGACUUCAGCAAGGCCUUCGACUGCGUCUCUCACAGACUGCUUAUCACCAAACUGGCAGCACUCGGCUUUUCAAACUCUGUUCUGCACUGGCUCGGCUCAUACCUUUCCGACAGAUGUCAAGCAGUGAGAGAUACCUCGAGUGGCAACGUGUCUUCCUUCAUAGAGAUGGGAAGCGGAGUGCCUCAGGGCUCCGUUUUGGGACCACUUCUUUUCUCAUUGUUCCUCUUCGACUUCAGGCAUGUUCUUCAGCACUACAUUGAGCGGAUCAUCUUUUGGACCUUAGAAAGCAAGCUGAGACUCAAUCCCGGAAAGUCCAAGGCUGUAAUUUUCGGUACUGCGAGAUACCUCAACUGCAUCCUCUCUGAAGAUCUUCCAGCCAUAAGAGUUAACGGUGUGGAGGUCACUUUCUCCGACUCCAUUGAGUCGGAUCUGGGAGUCCGGUUAAUGAGCAACCUCUCCUGGGAGGGCCAUGUCAGCAAGAUCGUCAAGAAAGUCAGUUGCAUAAUACAUCAACUGAAACUCUGCAAGGAUCUUUUUCCCAGAUGUGUACGUCACUCUCUCGUCCAGACACUUGUACUGCCUCACUUCGAUUACUGCUGCGUACUCCUGACUGAUAUUACUGGCGUGCAAAAUGCCAAGCUACAGAGAUCGCUGAAUACGUGUGUACGUUUCAUUUGCGUGAAAGUAAUAACGGCUUUAAGUUCUGAAAAAUUGAGGGACCAGCCGCCUGACCUACGAAACCAUUUCUUCGAAGGAUGUCGUAGAUUUCUAAUUACGAACUGUAUAGAAUUAAAAAAGCGAUUCGAUUUCAAAGACCCUGUUCUUCCUCUUCUGGAAAGCUUCACGACGAUGAAGGCAAUGUCACAAAAUUAUCGAACUCAUAGACCGUCUCUGCUUCCGAUAAUGACGCUAAUGCCGCGAAUAGUCCAUGAGAAUUCAUAUCAGAAAAUCGAUGAUGAAUGGCGACAGCUCCCGUUUUUCACGUUACCUGGCGAUAUAAACUCUGACGAUAAUGCCGAUAUUUUUUGGAGUAAAAUUCUCAAAAUAAAAAACGAAGAAGUCGGUGUUUUUUCUAACUUGAUGAAAUGUGCGUUUGAUGCACUCGUAGUGCCACAUUCUAACGCGGAAUGCGAGCGCGUGUUCAGCAAAGUUAAUUUGUGUAAAACAAAAGUACGAAAUAAGCUGAUAACUGAUAGUAUAGAAGGGUUACUUUUAACCAGCCAGCAUUUGAAUAAAGAUUGCAUCAAGGUUGAGCCGACAAAAAAUAUGUUGGCAAAAAUGACUACGGCGACGCUGUAUCCCCAAACUCCUCAAAGCAAUCAAAGCACGGAAGACUCGGAGAAUGACGACGUUAUGUUGGGUGAUGACGAUGACUAACAAGUAUGUUCUCAGGCUAACAUUUCAUU